GAAAAACUACCACUAUGAACAUCGAGUUUUUGCAAUACAAAAUAUGCAUGACAUUUUCGUAUUAUAUACUUAGUCCACUAGUUACUGCCACCAUAAAGAGUGUAUUGUUAUUGGAAGCACUGGAAUCUUCUCUUGUAGGAUUACUGUAAUCGUGGGUUCUGACAUUGUCAUUGUCAUCAGCUGCAUACGGGACAGCAGUAGCCGAGAAUACGACACAGUUAGUCACUUGCCAAACUUGGUGCUGAUUGGCAAUGAAGUCGCAGGCCAAUGUGGUUGAUUGACUCCUGUGGAACCAACUGAACACUAUAGACGCUGAAUACAACUCAACACAAUGGUAUUAUCGAAAUGUAUCGCGAGAAAUCACGAGAACGUACCAACAAGACAACAAAAAUAAAUUUGUGGAAAACAAGCAGUGAAUUAUGGCGGCGUCGCUGGUACGCCGGGACAAGAAAUCUACUGCUGCUCAUUUAAAGGCAGAUCUUAAUUGGACUGACAACAGCUCUGGUGUCCGACAACUUCAAGAGCUACUUGAUUCUGUUCUUAAUCCAGAAAAGCCAGCGGCAGACACAGAAGCCCUUGACUGGUGUAAAUGUCUAAUAGCAGGAGGAGAAGGUUUCGAAGAGUUCUGCAAAACGGUCCGGUCCUAUGACAACGCUACUUUAUGUGGCUUGGUUUGGACAGCCAAUUUUGUGGCAUACCGCUGUCGGACCUGUGGCAUAUCUCCUUGCAUGUCACUUUGUGCAGAAUGUUUUAAUAACGGCGAUCACACAGGCCAUGAUUUCAACAUGUUCAGGAGCCAGGCUGGUGGGGCCUGUGACUGUGGAGACAGUAAUGUCAUGCGAGAGACAGGAUUUUGCAAUCGGCAUCGGUUAAGAACCGGGGAGAAUGUCCCCUCAGUCCCCAGAGACUUACUACUGAUGUCAGAGAUGGUCCUACCCCGCUUCAUCAUCUGUAUCAUACAGUACCUAAGGGAUGGAUACACUGAACCAGACACAUCAACUGAGAGGGACCUACAGAAGGUCUUACAGCAGCUGGAACCCCAGAUCUCCUUCUUAGAAGAACUUACGAAGAUGGGUGGGGCAAUGAGAACUGUACUGACAAAGAUCCUAACGAAUCAGCAAAUAUUCAAGGACCUGAGCGUGGGUCAAGAGGAGAAUGUAUAUGCAAAAAAGAACUACGAGAAGUACCUGUCAGCGCUGAAGAACUCAGGCCUGGUGUCUGUGGAGGAGAAGGCCCAGUCUGGGGCUGCAGAGCCAACUCGCGGGGCUGAGGCAGGGGCGUUGGGUUUACUGGGAGCUGAAGCACCAGCCAGCCCUGAUGAGUCCAAUAAAGAGGAGGAUCAAGAUGGGGGGCAAUCGGUUGGACAGAGAAAGAGAGUUAAACUUAGUAGCACUGCCAAAGAUCCAUCCAUUAUGGACUCUCUGAAACACAAAUGUUUUCUGGAGGAGUUGCUGUUUUGGACAAUAAAGUAUGAGUUUCCUCAGAAGAUGGUUACUUUUCUACUGAACAUGCUGCCAGAUCAAGACUACAAGAUCACCUUCACGAAAACAUUUGUUCAACAUUAUGCAUUCAUUAUGAAGACACUGAUGAAAAGCCAGGAGUCAGAUACCAUGUCCAACCGCAUCGUACAUAUCAGUGUACAGCUGUUCAGCAAUGAGGAGCUAGCACGUCACGUCACCGAGGAGUGUCAACUCCUAGACAUCAUGGUCACUGUCCUCCUCUACAUGAUGGAGAGUUGCCUUAUCAAAAGUGAACUUCAAGAUGAAGAGAACAGCCGCCAUGUUGUGGUCAACUGCAGCGAGCCUCUGCUGAAGAACAACACUUACUGGCCUUUAGUUAGCGAUUUUAUUAAUAUUCUCUCACACCAAAGUGUAGCAAAAAAAUUCCUGGAGGACCACUCACUGCUCAUGCUGUGGAUGAGCUUUGUGUCCUUCUUUCAAGGUAUGAACUUAAAUAAGCGGGAGUUGAGUGAGCACGUGGAGUUCGAGUCCCAGACGUACUAUGCAGCUUUUGCAGCAGAGUUGGAGGCCUGCGCACAACCAAUGUGGGGUCUCCUCACACACUGCAAAGUCAAAGAGACACAGGAAUACACCAAGACGGUGGUGCGUUACUGCUUGGAGACUCUGCAGAUCUGGUUUGAUGCCAUUGGCUUUGUGGAUGAGCCUGCUCCAAAUCAAGUGACCUUUCACCUGCCACUACACCGUUACUACGCCAUGUUCCUAAGCAAGGCAGUGAAGUGUCAGGGGCUUGACCUGGACAGUCUCCUCCCACACCAAGAGAUGCUCAUGAAGAUUAUGGUCCAUCCACUCCAGAUUCAGGCGAGCCUGUCCGAGAUUCACAGUAACAUGUGGGUAAGAAAUGGUCUCCAGAUCAAAGGACAGGCUAUGACCUACGUGCAGUCUCACUUCUGCAACUCCAUGAUCGAUCCAGACAUCUUUCUGCUCCAGGUGUGUGCGUCAAGGCUUGAUCCCGACUACUUCAUCUCUUCAGUGUUCGAGAGAUUCAAAGUGGUGGACCUCUUGACCAUGGCCUCUGUGCACCAGAAUGCAGUACUGGAUGGUGAGCAGGAGAGGCCAAUGCUGGAGGGAGCCUUGACGUUUCUCGUCAUCUUGUCCAGUCUUCGCAUUCACUUAGGCAUGGCAGAUGAUGAGAUUCUCAGAGCCGAGAUGGUCUCCCAACUGUGUAUGAACGACCGCACCCACAGUUCAUUGUUGGACCUCAUUCCUGAGAAUCCCAACCCCAAGAGUGGAAUCGUCCCAGGAAGCUGCAGCUUUGAGGAGAUGCUGUCUGCCGUGGCUGACUUCAAAGCCCCUGUGUUUGAACCUGGGGGUUCCAUGCAGCAGGGCAUGUACACACCUAAAGAGGAGGUGUGGGAGAAGGAGUUUGACCCCAUCAUGGUGGUUCUCAGAACAGUCUACCGUCGUGAUGUCCAGUCAGCAAUGGACAGAUACUCAGCAUUUUUGAAACAGUCUGGGAUGCACACGACAGGGAAUCCAUGGCCACCGUACAAAGAGAGGACUCCUCUGCACCCAUGUUACAAAGGCCUGGACAGGCUGUUGCACUGCAAGACUCUUCACAUUGUCAUCUUCACUCUGCUUUACAAGAUCUGGCUGGAUCACUCCAACAUGUCUGAGCAUGUUCUGUGCAUGGUGCUCUACCUGAUUGAGCUGGGCUUGGACAACCAGGUUCAAGAGGACAAGGAGGAUGAGGAGCCUUGCAUUGAGGAGCACUGCCAUGACAGCUGGUUCCCAGGUACCAACCUCCUGUCCAACCUGCACCAUGUCAUCAACUACGUGAGGGUGAGGGUGCCUGAGACUGCCCCCGAGGUGAAGAGGGAGAAAGAUCCCCCUCCCAGCACCAGCGCUGAUGCAUCCAACUUCGGUCAGAAUUCCAGGCGUCUGACAGGGAAUUGGAGAGAGAACGUCCGGGAGGCGCAGGUGUUCAGCCUGGUGGCAGAGCGCAGGAGGAAGUUCCAGGAGAUCAUCAACCGCAGCAGCACCGAGGCCAGCCAGGUGGUGAGGCCCAAGAGCAGCUCUACGCGCUGGGUCCCGCCCGGCACGCCUCCCCAGCUGGUCACAGAGAUCCUGGAGAUCCGCGAGAGCAUGCUCUCCCUGCUCAUCAAGCUGCACCAGAAGCUGUCGGCCAAGCAGAACUCUCUGUCGGCCACUUGGCUGGAGGAUAUGGAAACCAACAGCCACGCCCAUGGGGAUGGCAUCACUGCCAUCGAGCGCAUCCUCACCAAGGCGGCCACGCGCAGCCGCCAGAGCAAGCGCAGCAUCCAGGAGAUCUGUGGGAAGGUCUCUCCUCCCGUCGCUCCCAAGAAGAACAGCCCCACUGACAAGAACACCAUGGACAAGGACGAGAGGCGUCAGAGGGCUCGAGAGAGACAGCAGAAGCUACUGGCUGAGUUUGCCUCCAGACAGAAGAGUUUCAUGGAAACGGCCAUGGAUGUCGAAUCCCCGGACGCUGAAGCAGCCAUGGACCUGGGUGCCUCGGAGGUGAUGGAGUCUGAGGUCCUCUAUGACUGUGUGAUCUGUGGCCAGAGUGGCCCUUCCACUGAGGACCGGCCCACUGGCCUGGUGGUUCUCCUUCAGGCAUCGUCAGUGCUGGGACACCGAUGCAAGAGUGACGAGACGAAGAAACUGCCUACCACUGACGAUGAGCAUAUCUACCCAGCGGACACGUGCGGGGCGGCUCACGACGUCAGACUCGCUCUCAUGCAACGCUUCUUCAAAGAUAGUUCCUGUCUGCAGUCGGUCUCAAUAGGCUGGGAGGGGGGUGUGUAUGUGCAGACCUGUGGACACACCCUGCACAUAGACUGCCACAAGUCCUACAUGGUGUCUCUGCGGAAUGACCAGGUGUUGCAAGGCUUCUCUGUGGAUAAGGGCGAGUUCACCUGCCCGCUGUGCAGACAGUUUGCCAACAGUGUUCUGCCUUGCCGCCCGGGCCGGAGCACCGAGGUGGUCAGCUGGCACAUGCCCACCAACAAGAAGACCGCUGUGCUGGUGAAGGAGGUGGAGGACCUGCAGGAGCAGCUGGGGCUUUUCCCAGUAAGCACCACUACGGAGUCCAACCUGAGUAAAGAGAUGGAGUCGGUCAUCAAGGACAUCAAGAACACCACCCAGAGGAAGUACAUGGACUAUGGCAAGAACCCUGGUUCCCCUGACAACGACUUCCUCUUCAUGUACUCUGUGGCCAGGACAAACCUGGAGCUGGAGCUGGUGCACCGUGGAGGUAACCUGUGUUCUGGAGGAGCCAGUGCUGCAGCCAAGCGCUCCUGUCUCAAUCAGCUUUUCCAUGUGCUUGCCAUGCACAUGCGUCUGUAUAGCAUUGAUUCUGCAUACAAUCCCUGGACCAGGUUGACCCAGGUGGCUCAGAGAAGAGACGACUGCCUGGAUGACGAGCGGCCAGAGGUCCCCAUGCUGUUCAGAGACUGCCCAUCCCUGCUCAUCAUCUUUGUGUUGACCAUGCCACAGCCACUACGCAAAGAACACUUCAUAUGUCUGGUGAGGAUGCUGUACAACCUGCAGUACACCCAGGCUCUGGCAUCUCUCUCAGCCAAGUUCAGCCCUGAGGAGAGGCAGGCCUGGAGCACGUCUGGAGCUCUCAAGAAGAAUGCUUUCGAUGCCGAGAAGUCCUAUGACGCUCUUCUCAGCCAUGUCAUCGGUGAGCUGUCCAAGGUGAAGACUGUGUAUGAUGUGAACCCUGAAGUGCCGUCUAUGCUGAGCUCCAGUGUGUGGUCCCCACACUCCAUAGAGUACAGCCUCCAGCAGUUCUGCCUGCCCUACCUCCGCCUCUCCUGUCUCCUGCAGCACCACCUCUAUGGGGACAAACUGUCAGGUUGCCCGGAGGUAGAGGAGUUCUCAGGCCUCGCCGGCUGUCUAGGGCUCCUGGCCCCAGCCCUUCAACCAUCCAACCCCAUCUACAGUGCCUCGUGUCUUGACUGGACGGUCAACGCUUUUGACCUGAUGACUCAAUGGUGCUCUGAGGUCACGGGUCUCUCUGACACUCAGGCAAAGAAAUCAAUAACCUUGCUUGUCCAGGAUCCACAGUGGGCGUCUCCCCACCUCCUCCACUUACCUGACCACUACAACAUCAUCUUCCAGUACUACCACAAGAAGGCCUGCACUGCCUGUAAAAAGGUGCCAAAGGACCCAGCACUCUGCCUCGUCUGUGGCACCUUUGUGUGCCUCAAAGGGCUGUGCUGCAAGCAGCAGGGGAUCUGUGAAUGUGUUUUGCACUCUCAACACUGUGGCGCAGCAACAGGCAUCUUCCUAUUGAUCAACGCCUCUGUCAUCAUCAUCAUCCGAGGGCAUCGCUUCUGCCUGUGGGGCUCUGUUUACCUGGAUGCCCAUGGAGAGGAGGACCGCGAUCUACGUCGUGGCAAGCCCCUGUUUCUGUGUGUGGAGAGGUAUAGAGUACUGCAGCAACAGUGGGUUUCGCACACCUUCGAUCACAUUAACAAGCGCUGGGGACCUCACUACAACGGACUGUAAGGUUACCUGAACCCACACCCUGAUGGAAAAUAAUCUCUUUGGCUUAUGUGUCUGCCUCUGUUAAACAUAUAGGAAUCUUAUCAUGUGAUAUAAGCAAAUAUGCAGUGAGUGUGUCACUGCCACAGCCUUGGAUUAUGUGGAGUUUGGUGUACAAUCAUGCCUCAAGAGUGUGUGUGUGUGUGUGUGUGUGGUGUGUGUUAUUUAAGUGCAUUUCAACAGGGAGAAACCUGAAAGCACAAAUUUUCCCAGUUAGUUUGGAAGAUGUUUUGAAGGCAGGCAGUUUUUUUUCUCCACAAAAACAUGCUCAGAAUCGGGUGAAUAUUUGUACACUGAUUGGCUUACAUGUUGAGUUCGAACUACUCGAUAUUUGGAGUAUAUAGAAUGACAGAUUUGCCCCUAGUAAGGUUAAUGAUUAUCAUCUUUGUCGCCAUGUACAAAUUGAUGCAUAUCCCUCAUUGUUUGACUUCGUACUGCCGGCAUGAGUUUAAAGCUCUUGAUAAGUAUACCAAUUGCAAAUUGUGUGCUCAGUGUGUGUGUUGGGACAUUCUGGUAGGUGACACAAGUCCACUCAUCAACAAAGAGUUUAUUGCAGUUAAGCAAAGGCAAUUUAAAAAUAAAAAAAAUCAUCCUCAGGUAUAAUUUCUUUGCUGCAGUUUAAAAUACCUUUUUAAUAUUUUUAAUAAAUGUUGCUGCUCAUUGUUCAAAUAAGUAAUUUUACCUUUGUAAAGAUUAUUUUUGUUUUCUUUUUCUAAGAAAUUAAGGUUUUGUUUUUGGUAGAUGGCUGAUAACAGGUUGUUGAUUCUAGCUCGCUGCAAGGUUGAGGGAGACAGUCAUCUCUAUUGGUCUUUGCAGUCCUGCCUUUCACUACGCCUCCGGGCCUGGGUCCCUGAGGAAACUCAAUGCCCACCCACCAGUCUGGCCACAGUAGAGUACAUAGAAAAGACUGUUGUGGAGUAUAUCUGUCCAAUGUAAUUGGCAUGCUUUUCCUAAAAUCUCCAUUGCUCAGAAUGUCAUGUGCAAUGGGAUUUUGCUAUAGCUAAAUUAAAAUAUUUGUAUUUCAAAGUUAUUGUACUGAUAUGGCUUUCUUUAAGGGAAUGGGAAUCAUUUCAUCCUUUGUGCUGGUGAAGAAUUCUGCAGUUUUAGAGUACAGUUUCAUUUAUUUUUUGGGGCCUGAUUUUCAUAUUUCCUUUUAGUCUCUCUGUAAAGUUAUGGUAAAUGUAUAUGGGCUCAUAAUGCAAGAUCCCAUCUUUAAAUAACCAUAGGUAAAGACAAGUAAUUGGGAAAUUGUUGAUGAUAAUAGAUGUAAUUGUAGGUGGUUUUGCAAAGUAUAAUAGCGUUAACCUUAACAAAUUUGUCAUUCAUGUAAUCCACACUUGUGGUCCAAUUAUAUCAUUUUCUAUACUUUCAAAUAACAGUUUAUUUGUAUGCUUUUGAUUGCCAAAAGUUAUAAUUACAGUAUAUUUAUAAGGACAACUAUUUCCCUAUGCCUACAUUUCUCCAAGUUGAAAUUAUUAUCUUGGGUCAUGGAUGCAUUCCAAUGUUGGACAUCAGACUUCAACCAUAAUACACAAUGUAUGCAUGACAUUGUUUUUUCAGUCACACUUUUUGAGUUUUGGGUCUUAAAUGCUUUGUAAUUUCAACUAUGUCACCAACUGGAUGAGUAGAUGGCCUACUUAUCCACUUGUGCGUGCAAGAUAACUUUUAGUGAAAAACAGCACAUUCAAAUCCUUGGGUGAUUUUAUUCUGGUGAAAGUAUUUUGUGAAUUGCUGGUCCACAUCGUGCUCGAAGGAGGAAUCUUUUAGGAAAUAUUUAUUUCCAUCCACGCAUGCUGCUUAUCUGUCUACUCUGAGUUUCCCUUCCCUCUCUUUUUUCCCAGUCCCCUACUUUGUAGCCUACAUUACUGCAACAAAAUAUCCAAUAAGUGAUGGGUGUACGUUCUAAUUGAAAGUUCUUUGUUCUCCUGUAUGAAUGAAAAUCAGAAGGUAUACAGUACAUUACUGUAGGUGCUGAUUCAGGCUUUCUGAGUUGGAUCAGAAGGUGUGACUUGGACAUUUAUUGCAAAAUGUAACAUAUGUUAAUAAAAUAUAAACACACUGA
Oncorhynchus kisutch (coho salmon) is the source of this 8094-nucleotide messenger RNA. RefSeq names its product ubiquitin protein ligase E3 component n-recognin 3 (gene ubr3). The coding region runs from base 420 to 5996 and encodes 1858 amino acids. The transcript has 40 exons. Gene Ontology annotation, biological process: protein ubiquitination; ubiquitin-dependent protein catabolic process via the N-end rule pathway. NCBI's taxonomy places the organism in Eukaryota, Metazoa, Chordata, Actinopteri, Salmoniformes, Salmonidae. The record is from RefSeq and is a predicted model, not a curated record. Gene Ontology annotation, cellular component: cytoplasm; ubiquitin ligase complex. Gene Ontology annotation, molecular function: ubiquitin protein ligase activity; zinc ion binding.